AGGCUGUACGCACCCAUCUGCCGGAUGAAUUCCUUGACCGACUUCCUGACCUGGUCAGGCGAGUAAUCAAACUCGGCGGCCACGCGCUUAGCCUCUUCUGCCAGAACCAUGUUGUAUUUGACGGGGGUAUAAAAGGUGUGGGAGGUAUGCGUAGGAGGCGGCGGGACGGGGCAGGAAGGCGGGAUUUUAUGGAGAAGACGGAGGUGGUCGGUUGCGGAGGAGGAUGCGGAGACCGGGGGGUCACGAGGGAAGAUGGGGUGGGCUCGCGGUGGGGAGAUGUCUGUCGCGAGGAAGAGGCGUGGUACGAGAAAUUGGACAAGGAGGACGAGGGCAAGAAAGAUGAUCGGAAGGAAGCGACGGAUGGACCGGAGCUCGGCGGGGUUUUGUAUGGAGAAGAAGGAAUUGGAAGCAGAGGGGUCCGGGGCAGACGUCCGUCUGCGGGCGCCGGAGGACGUCAGGGCUGCGACGAAUUUCUGGCCGCGGCCCUAAUUUGGCAGCGUGGGCGGGGCACACUUGGCGGGGCUGCCUACGUCACGGGCGUGAGAUGCGGCGGCGGCGAGGGCGAGGAUAAAGUAAGUGCGCGAUUUCCAACGUGUCGACGCCCAAAGUUAAGGACAGGGAGGGAGUGUGGAUGAAAGAAAGAAAAUAAAAAUAAAAAAAAUAGGUGUCCACUACUACUGCUUGUCCGCUCUCCCGUCCCGUCGGUCCCCUCCCUCUCUCUGGCCUCUGCAGCUGCAGCAGCAAGCACCCACAGAACCCACAGCCCAGACUCCAGCCCUCCGCCCUCCAGGCCCCAGGCGUACUCCAUCUCCGGCGCAGGUAACAUCAUCGAGUUGCGUCGGCGCCUGCACGGACUCGGCUCGGUCUCUUGUGAGGCC
Messenger RNA from Aplosporella prunicola CBS 121167, 878 nucleotides. RefSeq lists its product as uncharacterized. NCBI's taxonomy places the organism in Eukaryota, Fungi, Ascomycota, Dothideomycetes, Botryosphaeriales, Aplosporellaceae. The transcript has a single exon. Bases 147 to 635 code for a protein of 162 amino acids. The record is from RefSeq and is a predicted model, not a curated record.